GUUUCAUUGCCUCCUGCAUAGUUUUGCCUGCAUCAAGCAGUGGUCCUUGUAUUUGUUUGUUACGCGUCCAGGUGAUAUGGUGGAGAAUAGCAAACGAAGCGCCUCAGACGCUGGCUUUUCACAAUCUGAUCCAGACGCUGGACGCACUCUUGAUGAUACUGACACCCGUGAAGCAUCAAAUGCGACUCAUGUCCACGUCGCAGAGCCUCACAAUAUGAACAGUGAAGACUCAAAAGCCCAUCUCUCACAAGACUGGGCCGUGGCUGAAUCCAAAUCUUCCCGAAAGAAAAGACGCAAAAUUGAACGAAAUGCGGACAGCGAUCCCAGCAUCUCCUUCAAAUCAAGAGCUGAGCGUGUUGAUCUCAAGGCAUUACAAGAUCUUGUUCUCUACGUUCUGGCGGACGGCAUCGCACCAACAUGGCUGGCUCUGAAGAACGCCAAGCAGAUCAAGAAGGUGGUGGUCUUGAUGGUUCCCACGCUCGAUCAGACGAUGCUUAAGGACUCGGAGCUAUGGGACCGCGUAUCUGAAGAAGGCGAGAUGGCUGAAUUGAACAAGCCUUGCAAAUCAUCACCAGGUCCCGACUCUGACUCCGCUUCUCAAGACCGAAAUUCAGCCCAAGCCGCUGCUUCAUCCGUCCACUCAUCACCAGAAGCAGCUCCGGAGUCCCCAUCCAUCCACCUCUCUGCCGAACGAGACUUGGCAGAUAGACUCCUGCAACACGUUAUCGAAGUUCGUGCUCCUGGAGAUUCACGUAUAAGCAGAGUACACUCCCCGCUUCAAGGCAUGCUCAUUGCGCCCUUCUCGGAAGCUUCCAAGCAGAAAGGGAAGAACAGCAACGAUGAAAAGUCUUUUCAAGGGACCCGCACUCCGAUUGUGGACUUUAUUCAUUCACUCAACGAACUGCGAGAAGCAGAAUAUCCGCUUCACCCUGCGGCAUUUACGGAUCCGAAAGAUGCGCAAUUGGAGAAGGAGCGAAGAGAGAAAACAGGCCAGUCUGCCUCGUCGGGUUGGGUCGACACCGAUGUCUCCGUCUUCAGACCUCACAUAUCUUCUUCUUCCCCUCCCAAGGCUCACGAUUUCUUGACGCAAGGUCUGAAGCCCUACGCUCUGGAUUGUGAAAUGGUUCUUACAUGCGAUGAUAAAUAUUCCCUUGCGCGCAUCUCUAUCCUUGACUGGGUGGGGAGAACCGUGGUGGACAGAUAUGUGAAGCCGUCGCUGGCCAUAAAGAACUAUUUUACAGAAUUCUCUGGCAUCACCAAGAAAAUCCUCGAAAAUGUCACAACGACGUUGGAAGACGUUCAGAAAGAGCUACUCGACAUUUUGAGACAAGAUACGAUCCUCCUCGGCCAUAGUCUCGAAUCUGACCUCAACGCGCUGAAAAUGACACAUCCGUUCGUGGUCGACACGUCAAUCAUCUACCCGCACCCACGCGGUCUGCCCUUGCGCUCGUCCCUAAAAUUUCUAGCAAAUCGCUAUCUCAAACGGGAGAUUCAAAGAGGCGGGAUGAGCGGGCAUGACAGUGUGGAAGACGCGAGAGCAGUGUUGGAUCUGGUAAAGCUGAAAUGUGACAAAGGGCCUACGUGGGGGACUUUGGAUGCGAACGGCGAGAGCAUCUUCCGCAGAAUUGGAGGGACACUGAAGAUGGAUGCCAAGGGAGAGAUUGUGUUGAAGACGACGGCCAUGGUGGAGUACGGGACACCAGAGAGGGGACUGGGACGAGAUGCAACAUACAAGAUUGGAUGUUCGAAUGACGAGGAGAUUGUCCAGGGUAUACUCAGGGCUACUCAUGGAGAUUCGACAGAGGAGGUGACACUUGCAGAAGAUGGUGACGAAAAUGGUAUUGCGUCGAAACCCUCUCGCCAUGAUGGAGAUAGAGCGCACCAAGGUCCCGGUCAGACCAUCCCGCCGGGCGGCGCUGAUUUUAUUUGGGCUCGACUUCGCGACCUCGAAGCCGCACGAGGGUGGAAUGUCCUCCCCAGCGACAACGUUUCCACUCAUGCGUCUUCCUCGACUCCCAACUCGCCCUUGGCGAGCGACCAAGCAGAACAUCUCAGAACCGCCGCGCGUCAAACCCUUCGACGCAUCUAUCAAACCUAUGCAAACCUCCCAAGUCGGACACUGCUCAUUGUCUACAGUGGUACCGGUGACAUGCGUCCGCUUCUACGGCUGCAAAAUAUUCAGGCCCAAUACAGACGGGAGUUCAAGGUGAAGAAGUGGGAUGAUAUCUCAGUGAAAUGGACAGAUGUCGAAGAGCAAGAGAUGAAAAAGGAGUGUGAGAGAGCGAGACGGGGAGUCGGGAUUCUAGCACUUCGAUAAAAUGCUACCGAGGAAGACGGAAGGGCUGCUGGACUUUCGACCCUUUACUCGACGAGGAUUUGCCGGCAUUGAGUAUCUAUCUGAUCGAUUUGCUUCCUUGGGCUUAGCGAAUCGUGUUCAUGCGAGAGAGGGAUUAACUCGGUGGCUGGCGAAUGUCUAAUACCAGACAACUGGCGGCGCCCCUGUAUGGUCCAAGUAUCAACGCUUUCGAGCUUCUAUGACGUUUCUUGUACGCACCGUCACAGCAAGACGUUCUUUUUCGAGGAUCUCUCGGAUCUGGCCUCUCUCGAAACAUCGAACGACUCAACGCCCCCUCCCCCUCCCCUAUGACGAGUUUCUCACUUCCCAAGCAUUCCAUAUAUAUCCCGCUUCAGCGACACCCUGUUAGCCUCACAUGGCAAGUUGUGUUCCAAGAGUUAUUGCGCCCCUAUUCUGGACGAGCCGAGAAAUAUCUCUUGUGUGGGAAUGCUCGCAAGAUCGGCUCUUGGGCUCAUACAGUUGCGUGAAAGCUAAGAAGGCGAACUGUUGCAUACUGGGGACGUCAGAGCUCACGAGUAGGCAGAAAGGGUCCGCAUCCCUCUAUUACUGCUCCUCGGGCGCGACAUUCCUUCCACCGACUUAGUUUGAGACAGUGCAGGUAACAAUGGCAACUCGACAUGGUGCUACCUACUUGGAAGAGCCCUCGCUGCGCAAGCAGAGUGUAGCUGUUAUCAGAAACUCCGUGUGGUCUGUGUUCAUCCUCCGCAGUCGACCGGUCCCUUCUCAGCACGGGAAUAUGGUUCAGAGCCUAGCACGUUGGCAUUGAAGGCGGAGGAGGAUUGAGCCCGAGUUCCAAACAAGUUUGAAUUGGACUCAAUCAGUC
This is a messenger RNA of Cladophialophora immunda, 3179 nucleotides long. RefSeq lists its product as uncharacterized. The transcript has a single exon. The record is from RefSeq and is a predicted model, not a curated record. Gene Ontology annotation, cellular component: nucleus. Lineage: Eukaryota; Fungi; Ascomycota; Eurotiomycetes; Chaetothyriales; Herpotrichiellaceae. Gene Ontology annotation, molecular function: exonuclease activity; nucleic acid binding. The coding region runs from base 77 to 2317 and encodes 746 amino acids.